Molecule: messenger RNA, 996 nt
Organism: Pedinophyceae sp. YPF-701
Lineage: Eukaryota; Viridiplantae; Chlorophyta; Pedinophyceae
Source: the annotation of a GenBank genome assembly
AUGGGCAAGCGCAGUGCUGGCAAAGCCAGCCUCAAGGACGACGAUGGGGCCAGCAUUGGGGAGCGCACCAGGCACAUUAAGAAUAAGAUAGUCCGCGGUCAGCUCUAUGGGAAGCUGCGGAAGAAGAAGGACGAAGCGAAGAAGGCGGAGCGCAAGAAGCGGCAAAAGGAGCGCGAGAAGGCCCUGGAGCUGGGCAUCGAGCCGCCACCCCGUCCCGUGCAGCGCACCAUUGACAACACGCGCGAGCCCGACGAGACGAUGGUGCAGCCGGGCGACGAGGAGGUCGCGGCCGACGAGGCCGAGGACGAGUUCGCCGCCCACUUCCGGUGCGAGCGGCCGCCGAACGUGCUGGUGACGACGUCCCGGAAGUCCACGAAGGCGACGUUCCAGUUCGUGUCGGAGGUGAUGGAGCUGCUGCCGUGCGCGACGUUUUGCGAGCGGCGAGGGUAUGACUUGAAGGACAUCGUCAAGUUCGCGAACAACCGCAACUUCAGCGACAUCAUCGUGUUCCACGAGGACAGGAAGAAAAUGCAGGCCAUGAACCUCAUCCACCUCCCAGACGGACCGACGGCGCGCUUCAGGAUCACGAACUACGCGCUGAGCAAGGACAUCAAGAACUGCGGGCGCGCGACGGACCACCGCCCGGAGCUCAUCCUGAAUGGCUUCAACACGCGCCUCGGACACCGCGUGGGACGCAUGUUCGCGUCGCUCUUCCACCAGGACCCCGAGUUCAAGGGACGGCGCGCGGUGACGUUCCACAACCAGCGGGACUUCAUCUUCGUGCGGCAUCACCGGUAUGUAUUCGAGGAGCGUAAGCAGCGGGUCAAGGGCGAGAAGGAGAGGGAGCAGGUCGUGCGGGCCAGGAUGCAGGAGCUGGGGCCGCGGCUGACGUUGAAGCUGGACUCGUUACAGAAGGGGACGUUCAACAGCCGGCACGGGGAGUUCGAGUGGUACGGAGCGGGCGUGGAGGCGAGCAAGAAACGCUUCUUCCUGUGA